Messenger RNA from Zymoseptoria tritici IPO323, 613 nucleotides. RefSeq lists its product as uncharacterized. Bases 39 to 392 code for a protein of 117 amino acids. Lineage: Eukaryota; Fungi; Ascomycota; Dothideomycetes; Mycosphaerellales; Mycosphaerellaceae. The record is from RefSeq and is a predicted model, not a curated record. The transcript has a single exon.
ACACCCUUGAGGAAGAGCAAAGCCCACGGCUGACCUUAAUGCCGCCGGACGACUUCUAUGCGAUCGUCUCCGCUGAGCCCAACCCACCGCACACUUUGACGCUUUGGCAGAAGGACCUCCCAUCGCAAACAGCAAUACUCCGAACCGACCUACUGCAGCUGUGCACGUAUUGCAGGGUAGAGAUGGACUCCCCUAUGGAGGGAGCACUCCACUGCUACGCUCAUGGAAAUCUUCAUGUCUCCUCAUGCUUCCAACACUGGCCUCGAGAGCUGCCUUGCAUUUGGAAAGAGCCCCGAACAGGCAGGUUUUUGAGCUCCACGGUUCCCGAUGGUGGUCACGUCGCAGGUAGUCACGUCGCAGCUGACAGGACUCAACAACCGCCACAUACUUAGUGGCGAUAGUGCUGAACAGCGCCCAACGCUUCUCCGUUCUCCGACGCCGCCAACGGUGAAGCAUACGCCACGACCGUUCAACCUUGUCACGCGGAAAGUUGGCGCUGGUGGCAAAGAUGAAGACCACUGCGGCGGUAGUGCAAGAUUCCUCUCGUCACCGUCUUCUGCGACCGGUGCGGAUACGGCGACGGCGAUGAAGCCAGUGUUCUCGGGAAUCCCCG